UCGCCACUUGGUAGAAACCGGAGAUACGAUAAAAGGACAAAGGCAAAAUUCCCAACUAUUUUCUUUUGGCACUCAGCCUCUUCGAUCUCCUCUUCUUCAAAAUUAAACCAGAGAAAUACAUACAAUGUGCUCAAACUACAGUCAGAGACAUCAUUGAAACUAAACCCUAUUCUUCCUCACCUGCUUCUCCUUCUUCUCCGACAGGCGCCGAACUAACUCCCAGUCAGCUUAUUGGCUUCAAAAAUCAGUUUUUUUUCCUCUUCAAAAGAAGCGGAAGUUUUAACUGCAAAAUCCUACAACACUUUCAGGUUUCUGAAAUGAGUGAAAAACAGAGUGAGUUGUAUUGGUUGAUUGAUUGAUUUACUGAUAGUAUACGAAUGAGUGCUGCUGUGCUUCCUAAACAUGUGGCUGCUGUAUUAAAAUGUCAAAAGAACCCAUUAAGGGCACUAGAAAUAUUCAAUUCUGUGAAAAAGGAAGAUGGGUUUAACCAUAAUUUGUCUACCUAUAAAUGUAUGGUCGAAAAGCUUGGUUGUUAUGGGGAGUUCAAGGAAAUGGAAGGCGUCAUUGAAGAAGCGAGGCAGAAAAUUGAUAAUAUGUUGUUAGAAGGGGUGUACAUUACUGCUAUUAGAAGUUAUGGGAAGAAAGGGAAAGUUCAAGAGGCGGUUGACGUGUUUGAGAAGAUGGAUUUUUUCAAUUGUCAGCCGUCUGUUCAUUCGUAUAACACGAUCAUGAAUGUAUUGGUUGAACAUGGGUUUUUUAAACAAGCUCAUAAGGUUUAUAUGAGAAUGCUGGAAAAGGGGAUUUCUCCUGAUGUAUAUACCUUUACUAUUAGGAUAAAGUCGUUUUGUAGAACGAACCGGCCUCAUGUUGCUUUGAGGCUUUUGAAUAACAUGCCUGAUCAAGGAUGCGAAUUUAAUGCAGUUGCGUACUGUACAGUAAUUGGUGGAUUUUAUGAAGUGAAUUGUCGAGUUGAGGCUUGUGAAUUGUUCGAUGAAAUGCUUAGGCUCGGAAUAACUCCUGAUGUUACUACGUUUAAUAAGCUUAUCUGUACACUUUGUAAGAAGGGGGACGUCCAAGAAAGUGAAAGGCUUCUUAAUAAGAUUAUGAAAAGAGGAGUGUUUCCAAAUCUUUUUACAUGUAAUGUCUUGAUACAAGGUCUUUCUGAGAGAGGCCAACUAAAUGAAGCUGCUAGGAUGUUAGGGACUUUGAACAAAGAAGGUUUAAAUGCUGAUGUAGUCACUUAUAACACUCUUAUAUGUGGUUUAUGCAAGCACUCCAAGGUUGCUGAAGCUGAGUCUUAUUUGCAUAAAAUGGUGAACGGCGGGUUUGAGCCCGAUGCAUUCACCUAUAACACGAUCAUUGGCGCAUAUUGCAAAUUGGGUAUGAUACAGAAAGCGGACAGAAUUCUUAAUUAUGCAGUUUUUAAAGGUUUUGUUCCUGAUGAGUUUACUUUGUGCUCCCUUAUUUAUGGAUUAUGCCAGGAUGGUGACUUUAACAGAGCCAAGAGUUUAUUUAAUGAAGCCACAGGUAAAGGUAUGCAGUGUAAUGUAAUCCUCUAUAAUACCUUAAUUAAGGGAAUGUGUCGGCAGGGACUUAUCUUAGAAGCAUUGAAGUUGAUGACUGAAAUGCCUGAGAAAGGUUGCAGGCCUGAUACAUGGACUUAUAAUCUGAUCAUAAAUGGUUUGUGCAAGAUGGGCUGUGUAUCUGAUGCUAGUAAUAUCCUGAAUGUUGCCGUGGCCAAAGGGACCCUUCCUGAUAUUUUCACCUUCAACACCUUGAUUGAUGGUUAUUGCAAACAGUCGAAAUUGGCUGAUGCAAUCGAGAUUCUAAAUACCAUGUGGGAUCAUGACGUUGUUCCAGAUGUGAUAACGUAUAACACAAUGUUGGAUGGACUUUGCAAGCUUAAAACUUCUGAUGAUGUGAUGGAAACCUUCAAAGUCAUGGUGGAAAAGGGGUGUGUCCCAAACAUAAUCACAUAUAAUAUUCUCAUUGAGAGCCUUUGUAAAUCAAGAAAGUUUAUGAAAGCUUUAGACUUACUUGAGGAUAUUCAAAGCAAGGGUCUAAUUCCUGAUACAGUGACUUUUGGCACUUUGAUAAAUGGGUUUUGUGAGAAUGAGGAUUUGGAAGGAGCCUAUGAGCUAUUCAGAAGAAUGAAAACACAAUAUAAUUGCACUCAUACUACUGCAACGUACAAUAUUUUGAUUAGUGCAUUUGCUAAAAAGCUGAAAAUGGACAUAGCAGAGAAGCUAUUUCUUGAGAUGAGUGAAUGUGGCUGUUCUCCUGACAAUUACACCUACCGUUGUAUGAUAGAUGGUUUCUGCAAGGUAGACAACAGCGAAUUGGGGUACAAGUUUUUGCUUGACAACAUGGCGAAAGAGUUUCUUCCAUCAAAAGAAACAGCGGGACGAGUGAUCAAUUGCCUAUGCGUGAAGAACAGGUUGCUCGAAGCAGUUGGUAUCAUUCAUCUCAUGGUGCAGAAGGGUGUUGUACCUGAUGUGGUCCACACAAUUUUUGAAGCAGAUAAAAAGGAUGUGGCAGCUCCCAAGAUCGUUGUGGAAGACUUGCUGAAGAAGGAUCAUAUAACCUAUUAUGCCUAUGAACUCUUAUACGAUGGGAUAAGAGACAAAAAGCUUUUGAAGAAAUUAUCCACGAAGGUAAAUGAACUUCUUGGAUUGAGACUACUUGCAAUGACAAGAGAGCUUGCCCACAGCUCAGAAGUCUAGAACUAUUUGUUCUGAGUAUUUUUGCUUCUUUCUUCUGUACACAGAGAAAACAUUCUACCACUAGUCACUUGAGGAUUGAUGGCAAUCAAACUAAGGUAAUAUGGAGCCACGAUUUGUGAGAAGUAGCAAACAAUGAUUGAAGCUUUGCUGUUUCAAAGUCAUCUUACAAGAGCGAUAUAGCUGUAGUCUGAUGAAGAGGACAGUGGUGCAAAAACAUGAUGGCAAAAACCUGUGACAGUAGCUGAAAACAUCGGGACCUUGAAGAGAGGCUGGGUUUAGUCUCAAUGCUUCUUGGCAAACUCAAUCAUGUUGAUUCAGUGCUUGAUUAUCUAAUGAUGUUUCCCAAGUCUCUCCAAGGGACGUCUCCUGGUUACACGUCUCAGCACUCUUAGAUCAGGAUUCACUUCCCGAAAUGUUAUGGAUGUCCCUCCCCCCACCCUGGGGCUUGUAAGGAAUAUGUCAUACAUAUGUUGAGGAAGUGAUCAGAGUAAAAAACACUUUUCGUCUGACUACAAAGAAAGCUGAUGACAAUUGCUUGUGUUAUCUGAUGUGGCUCAUGAUUUUCCCCCGUUGAUGUGAGGACUUUGACAGAGGUCUUAGCGAGGAGUACAAGGAUGCUUCUAUAGAUAUUGUAUGGCUAAGGACCUAAGCACAAAGGUGCAUAAAAAAGGUUGAAAAACCUACCUGAUCCCUAUACUGAUUACCAAUUUUCAUUUUACUAUAGAAUAUUUUCUUGGCCAUCCCACGUGUUGUGCUGUUGGUAUGUUUUUACCCAGAUUGAGAGAACUUUUCUCUUUUAGGUAUCCAAUUAUGUAAGCAAUGGGCAUCUCAUUUUUGUCGUC
This is a messenger RNA of Nicotiana tabacum (common tobacco), 3565 nucleotides long. RefSeq lists its product as uncharacterized. The record is from RefSeq and is a predicted model, not a curated record. Gene Ontology annotation, molecular function: protein binding. NCBI's taxonomy places the organism in Eukaryota, Viridiplantae, Streptophyta, Magnoliopsida, Solanales, Solanaceae.